UUCUAAUACGAUACCAGCUCUGUCAGAGGUACCCCCUCAAGGACAUUCUCCGUCCUCUGCUUCUUGAUCUCAAAGAACUAUACACAAAAGGAAUUGAGAUUUGUGUGAAUGAAAGCAGUCAUUUUUUGAAGGGGGCCCUAGUAACCAUUUCUGCAGACAAUUUAUCCGCCCAUAACUUGGCUGGAUUUACAUGCUGUUUUAGUAGUGGCUGGGUGUGCAGGUUUUGCAUGAUUACAUACAGCAACUUAAAAGCACAUGUGAAUGAAGACAGUUUGCAAAUCAGGUCUUCAGAUGUUCACAAUUACCAUCUUGAUGCACUUAAGGAGAACGAUCAACUCUCAAAACAGACCUAUGGAGUAGUGAAAGAAUGUCCAUUUGCUGAGCUUCAAUACUUUGAUGUCACCCGAGCAUUUCCUCCAGACCUAAUGCACGAUUUCUUAGAGGGCAUCAUACCAAUUGUUGUUUGCAAGGUUAUCACUGCACUUCAUCAGCUCAAAAUUGUGACACUGAAUGACAUAAACUCAGAGCUGGAAGCAUUCACUUUUGGGAAAAAUGAUAGAGGUCACAUCCCACAGACAUUACCACAGAGUGUACUGAAACGCAAGUUAACUGGAUCAGCAGCACAAAACUUGUGUUUAUUCAGGAUCUUGCCAUUCCUUAUUGGACAUUAUAUUCCAGAAGGCGAGAUACACUGGGAUAUUUAUCUCAAGUGCAGAGAAAUCGGCGAUCUUAUCCUCUCUCCCUGCAUCAGAAAGAGCAUCAUUCCGGUCCUCAGCUUCCAAAUUGGUGAAUUUCUCUCCUCUUUCCAGACUGUGUUCCCAAAUACUUUCACACCUAAAUUGCACUCUCACAUCCACUAUCCGCGUCUGAUGUUAGAGUUUGGCCCACUGAAACAUCUGUGGUGCAUGAGAUUUGAGGGUAAACACCAAUACUUCAAGAGAUUGUCCCACAACACUUGUAACUUCAAGAACCUUUGUUACACCCUCUCCAAAAGACACCAGUUGCGGCAGUGUUGGGAACUAACAUCCCUAGACAUCCUCCACCAGCGCUCAUACACUGAAGGUGAACGUCAAGUCCCAUUCCGCUCUCUUCCCUUUGACAUUCAGGAAGGCAUUGCGUUAAAGAGUGAGGUUGAAGACAUAUCAAAGGAGGAGAAAGUUGGAAUUGUUAGCUCUCUACUGACCAAUAACAUCAAAUACAAAGUAGGUGACACCAUCAUAAUUGAUGUGGUAGAGGAGGACAUUCCCAUCUUUAUGAAAUUAGAAAAAAAUCAUACAGUUCAGGGCUCUCUGGCUUAUCUUUGGAAAAUGACUGACACCCAAGACAUUCAAUUGUCACUAUCAUGCCUUUUCUUUGGAGGACCAGAAAAAAUGGGUUGUUGUUAACCCAGGGGAGGAAAAAUAUUACCAUCCAUUGGACACCUAUGUUCAUGAUGAGCAUAUGUUCCUUACGCUUCAUCAUAGUGUCCAAAGAACAACAAAUUGAUGGGGAAACUCUGCUGGGAUUGACCGAGAGGAUGGUCGAAAAACUUUUUCCUCUAAUGAAAAAACAGGUCAUCUUUUUGAGAGAGUUGGAGAGGUUGCGAAACACAUCAUCGUUGGCUCCGUGAGUAUAAUACGUUAUUUUUCCUGUUAAAAAUGAGAAUUUCUUAGUGUGAAAGUCUUGUAGGACCAAAUGCUAUUUUGUCUGCCUAUAGACAAGUAGGACCGUGUGAUGCAUCACAUGCAGAGCCAAGUACUCAGUAAGUGCACAGCAGUUCAGUGUAAUUUCACUUUAGUUUUAAAUGCCACAACCCCUCUGAGAAAGGGUAUCAAGGGUUUCUGACAAAUGAGAAAGGUCUAAUGUUGUUGGAACUGUGCUAUCUGUGUUCUUUUUUAUUUCUUUACAUAGUCAAGGCAUCCAGGAGUCAUGGCCAGUAUAUUACACCCUUCCUGUUCUGCCUCCAGAGCUACAGGAAGCUCUAAAAAGAAAGGAUACAAAUUUUAAGAAAAAGGACAAGUCCCAUUUGCGAGCCCUGCUGAUCCAAGUGUUGUUUGACAACAUAACAAAGUACACAUGGUAUUGUUACACCCUUGAUUUGUAUUCUAGUUUAUGGUCAAGAACAUACAGUACAUUGGCAUUGUUGUGUUGGUUACUUUAAAGGUUGUAUCAGCGAUUCUGAGCGUUUUGGAAACACUUUUUAUAAUGUUCAGCUAAUAUCUCCUCAUGAUCUGCUAACUCCCCAUUACCUACAUGCGCUGUAAAAAACAUAAAAAAGCAAUAUCCUGCAGCGUUGCUGAUACAACCUUAAAGUAAGUGAAUUACAGUGUAAAGGCUAAAAAGAAAACCAUUUCAGUAGGAAAGUUCUAAUUACAAUGAAUGAUCUUUCAGGUACCCAAACCAUA
This is a messenger RNA of Clupea harengus (Atlantic herring), 2384 nucleotides long. RefSeq lists its product as uncharacterized. NCBI's taxonomy places the organism in Eukaryota, Metazoa, Chordata, Actinopteri, Clupeiformes, Clupeidae. Bases 228 to 1385 code for a protein of 385 amino acids. The transcript has 2 exons. The record is from RefSeq and is a predicted model, not a curated record.